Molecule: messenger RNA, 2418 nt
Organism: Hypanus sabinus (Atlantic stingray)
Lineage: Eukaryota; Metazoa; Chordata; Chondrichthyes; Myliobatiformes; Dasyatidae
Gene: duoxa
Product: dual oxidase 2
Exons: 9
Coding region: 262-1245 (327 amino acids)
Biological process (GO): protein transport
Cellular component (GO): endoplasmic reticulum membrane
Source: RefSeq, a predicted model, not a curated record
GCAUCAGGUACCAGGAAGAAGAUAUGUUCUAGAAAAACCCACUUUCAAUCAUUUACCGGAUAUCUGACGUAAACUUCUGGAGCCCUUCCUUAAGUGAGCAAAGCAGCAAGAGUAUAAAUUGGAUGGGACAGAAUACGAGGGAACAACAGUUUACAAUAUUUCCUUCGCAUUUGAGAUUUGCCCUAGUGGUGAGAAGCGUAAUUCCGCCCCCCCCCCCCUCCCCCGGGUGACUCCAACCUGUAUUAAGCAGGCGCUUCAACCAUGACUUUGUUCAAUGGGAUUUCUCCCUUCUACCCCCGACAACAAACGGCGUUCGUUUUCGCCAUCACCUUGCUUGUGGUUAUCCUAGUCUUCUUGGUCCUUACAGUGACUUUCCUUAUUAUUCUCCCCGGCAUCAGGGGCAGAGGGAGAAUCUACUCGUUCUGCAGAGUUAUUCUAAGCCUAUUCAUUGGAGUGAUAAUUGUGGUGGUCAACUUCACCAGCAACUGGGAAGAGGGGUACGUCACAGUGAACACAACCUACAAGGCUUUCAGCAGUGAGAUAAUAAAGGCAAGAGUGGGUCUUCAAAUUGGACUGGCGGGAAUCAAUGUGACUCUGAAAGGACUUCCUGUGAACCAGCUGAAUGAAACCAUCGACUACAAUGAAAACUUCCAAUGGAAAUUUGAGUUGGAUUAUGACAAGGAAAGUUACAGAAGGCUUGAGCAAGGGCUUCCAAAUCCAAUUUUGUAUAUUGCUGAGAAGUUUACAUCAAAGGCUCCCUGUAAUGUUAAUGUGCAGUACAGGUUCUCUGGACAUUAUGCAACAGCUAUGAUGUGGGUAGCAUUUUGUUCCUGGGUCAUCUCCAAUGUUCUCUUUUCCAUGUCGACAAUUGUGUAUGGAGCGUAUAUGACCCUGGUCACAUCUACAUUCAUGAUGUUUGGAGUCAUCGCAUUUGCCACCACCCGCAAUGUUCCUCCAUGCCUCAUUCAUUUUGGUCCAGCAACUUUGAAGACCAGUCUGAGCGUUUCUUUCUGGUUGACUUUGGCAACUGCUUUGCUGUGCUUCAUUCUCGGAGUACUUGUGAUAGUUAUGGAUCACUUCAUCCCAGAGAAAGUGAGGGCAUUCUUCAUGCUGAAUGGAGAAGAUGAUGAUAUGGAUGAAGUGAGCGGUGGCAUCAUUAACCAAUACUUCGCAGAUAAUUAUGCAAACACUAUCUGUUUAAAGGAAACAAAGUGCAGUAUUGAAGACCAGAACUUGACUGUUUAAACCUAAUGACGAGCAUCCAUGGAACUGAGAGGCUUGGCAUGCAGCCCUAAGCUCGUUCAGCAAUGUAGUAGAUACAUUUUGCAGAACUUAAGAAUGUCACGUUGUUUUUGAUUUAACGAACAAAAAAAAGGACCAUUUCUGGUUUUAUUUGUGAACUUAUAGCAAAGUAUUGUUAGCAAGGACAAUGCCGUCGAAAGUGAACUCAAGUUUGAAAUCCUUGGGGAGGGCUUUAUAAACAGUGACUUGAAAUGCCAACAACUUUUCUGCGGCAUUCUGUGAUUGAAUGGCUGAAAGUACAAAACUGGAGAAUCUUGAAUGUGCCAAAAGGAAGGAAUCAUUUACAUCACAAUUCAUUCAUUGAGAUGCAACUAAACGUUGCCAAUAUGUUCCUCGUAUUACCCCUACUCGAGCAAUAUGCCAAGGACCAUGAUGAGCGGUAGACACAAGGCAAGGGCACUUCAAUUGCUUUUUACAGUGAACGAUCAGAUCGAUGGUGAGAACGUGGCAAGCACGCGUGCAGCCGACUGAUCCGCAGUGUAUAGAUUGUGCCUGCUGCAGGUGGAGGCCUCUUCCUCCCUUCCGUGUGGACUUUCGAGCACGCAUGACUUUCAUCUCGUGGGCCCCUUUCAUCGCUCCCACACUGCAAGUUGUCCAGUGAAUACCAUUACUAACCUGACUCAGUAAAAAUGUUUAAUCAUACGACUACUCUGUUGUUGUUCUUGCUGCACAUACAUGCACCAAUAAGUUUACUGAUGACCAAAGGGCACUUCUGAAUCAGGAAUAAACAGGACAAAAGAUUUCUUUAAUCCUUGAAUUAAGCAUUAGCUAUGCAUCUAGUGUUUGUAUUAAAAUUAUUUACUUUUCAGUUAUUAGCACUCUGAAUUUUUCAGUUACUAAUUGGGUGGAUGACGAGUUUACACAUUUGUGCAAAGUUCUUCAGCCUGCUGUGCAUUGCAUUGGCUAACUAGUUUUCCAUGGCAAUGUUCCAUUUAUAACAGUAGUUUCCCCAUACUGGCAUAACAUCUAAACAAGGAUGAGAACUUGUACCUCAGGGAGAAUUGGUUUACAAAUCAAAGGCCUUGAUUUUUGUGUAUGUGUGCAUGCGUGUGCAUGUUGCAAUGCCUAUGCAGGACCGAUGUCUGACUCUCUGUACAUAUCAAGUGAUGAAUGUCU